This is a messenger RNA of Capsella rubella, 3980 nucleotides long. RefSeq names its product leucine-rich repeat receptor protein kinase EMS1. The transcript has a single exon. Bases 182 to 3829 code for a protein of 1215 amino acids. Gene Ontology annotation, biological process: protein phosphorylation. Gene Ontology annotation, molecular function: protein kinase activity; ATP binding; receptor serine/threonine kinase binding. Lineage: Eukaryota; Viridiplantae; Streptophyta; Magnoliopsida; Brassicales; Brassicaceae. The record is from RefSeq and is a predicted model, not a curated record.
CUCUCUCUUCUCUUGUUCUUCUUCUUCAUCUUCAUCUUUAUCGCGCCUAAAAAAAAAAACCUUCCUUUUCUCUUUAAUGGCGUGAUUGAUCUUCUCCCCCUUGUAAAAAACUCCAGUCUUUCUCUUCAAACAGUCUCUUUUAAAUCUCCGGUUUUUCUUUUUCUUCCUUCGUUAUCUAACCAUGGCGUUUCUUCUGUUUUUGUUUCUCUUCUUCUCUGUUUCGCGUUCCGCCAUCGUUGAUCUAAGCUCAGAAACGACUUCUUUGAUCUCCUUUAAGCUCUCACUCGAAAACCCAUAUCGUCUUUCUUCAUGGAACGUUUCGUCUUCCUCGUCGUCUCACUGUGCUUGGGAAGGCGUUACGUGUUUGUUCGGACGAGUCUACUCGCUCUCUCUGCCUUCAAUGUCUCUCAAAGGCCAUCUCUCUCCUUCUCUCUUCUCCCUCCCGUCUCUCUCCGUCCUAGACUUGUCCGGAAACUCCCUCUCCGGCCAGAUUCCGGAGGAGAUUUCAAGUUUGAAGAACCUUAAAGUGCUUUGUCUAGCUCGAAACCACUUCUCCGGUAUGAUUCCGUCUGAAAUUGGGAAACUGAAACAGCUUCAAACCCUAGACCUCUCUGGAAACUCCCUCACGGGACACCUCCCGAGUCGACUCAGCGAGUUGCCUCAGCUUCUCUACCUUGACCUAAGUGACAACCACUUCUCAGGUUCGCUUUCUCCGUCCUUCUUCCUCAGCUUCCCUGCACUCUCUUCACUCGACGUCUCCAACAACUCACUCUCCGGCAAAAUCCCUCCAGAAAUUGGGAAAUUGAGUAAUCUCUCCGAUCUUUACAUGGGACUCAACUUGUUCUCCGGUCGAAUCCCGCCGGAGAUUGGUAACAUCUCGUUGCUGAAGAACUUUGUUGCACCUUCUUGCUUCUUCAUGGGGCCGUUACCAAAUGAGAUAUCCAAGCUGAAACACUUAGCAAAGCUCGACCUUUCUUACAACCCACUCGAGUGUUCAAUCCCCAAAUCAUUCGGAGAGCUGCAGAAUCUGAGUAUACUGAAUCUCGUCUCCGCUGAGCUUGACGGAAUGAUCCCUCCAGAGCUUGGUAAUUGUAAAAGCCUCAAGACACUGAUGCUUUCUUUCAAUUCUCUCUCUGGUUCUUUGCCAUCUGAGCUUUCAGAUAUUCCUCUGUUGACGUUUUCUGCUGAAAGGAAUCAGCUUUCAGGUUCAUUGCCUUCUUGGAUAAGCAAAUGGAAGAAACUGGACUCACUUCUGUUGGCUAACAAUCGGUUUUCAGGAAAAAUCCCUCGUGAGAUUGGAGAUUGUCCAAUGUUAAAGCAUCUCAGUCUAGCUAGCAACUUGUUAACUGGUUCGAUUCCUAGGGAGCUUUGUGGUUCAGGUUUGUUGGAGGAGAUUGAUCUCUCUGGGAAUUUUCUCUCGGGAACAAUUGAGGAGGUCUUCGUUGGAUGUUCGUCUCUUAUAGAGUUGAUUCUUACUAAUAAUCAGAUCAAUGGCUCUAUUCCUGAGGAUCUUUCGAAGCUUCCACUGAUGGCACUUGACUUGGAUUCCAACAACCUCACAGGAGAAAUCCCAACGAGUCUCUGGAGAUCAACGAACUUGAUGGAGUUCUCAGCUUCUUAUAACCGUCUAGAAGGUUAUUUGCCUGCAGCGAUUGGCAAUGCAGCUUCACUGACGCGGCUGGUUCUCAGUGAUAAUCAGUUAAAAGGUGAAAUCCCAAGGGAGAUUGGAAAACUUACAUCUUUGUCUGUCCUGAAUCUGAAUUCAAACAUGCUUCAAGGGAAGAUACCAAACGAGCUCGGUGACUGUACUUCUUUGACAACAUUGGAUCUUGGCAACAACAAUCUCCAAGGACAGAUUCCAGACAGAAUUACUGGUCUUGCUCAGCUUCAAUGCCUGGUUCUCUCUUACAACAAUCUCUCGGGGUCGAUUCCAUCAAAACCGUCUUCUUAUUUCCAUCAGACAGACAUACCUGAUCUGAGCUUUCUUCAGCACCAUGGGAUAUUUGAUCUCUCCUUCAACCAAUUGACUGGUCCUAUACCAGAAGAACUUGGCGACUGUGUGGUAGUGGUAGAGAUUUUACUGAGCAACAACCAUCUCUCCGGAGUAAUCCCAGCUUCACUCUCUCGUUUGACCAACCUCACAAUUCUGGAACUAUCUGGAAAUUCCCUUACCGGCUCCAUUCCAGAGGAGAUAGGUCACUCUCCUAAGUUGCAGGGGUUAAACUUGGCGAAUAAUCAGCUCAAUGGCCAUAUACCGGAAAGCUUUGGCCUUUUAGGUAGCUUGGUGAAGCUAAACUUGACAAGUAACCAGCUGGAUGGAUCGGUUCCUGCUUCUCUUGGGAACUUGAAAGAGGUUACACACAUGGACUUGAGUAUUAAUAAGCUAAGUGGUGAGCUUCCAUCGGCACUGUCUCAGAUGCUCAAACUCGUAGGCCUUUACAUUGAACAGAACAAUUUCAGUGGAGAAAUCCCUUCGGAUCUUGGUAACCUUACGCAGCUUGAGUACUUUGAUGCUUCUGAGAAUAGGCUAUCUGGAGAGAUACCAACAAAGAUCUGUGGAUUGCCUAAUUUGGUUUUCUUGAAUCUAGCCAAGAAUAAACUGGGAGGAGAGGUACCGAGAGAUGGUGUUUGCCAGGAUCCUUCCAAGGCAUUGCUUUCAGGGAACAAAGAGUUGUGUGGCAGAGUGAUUGGAUCAGAUUGCAAGAUCGAUGGAAGCAAGUUGAUGACUGCUUGGGGACUUGCAGGAAUCAUUCUUGGGUGUACAAUCAUCAUCUUUGUGUUUGUUUUCUCUCUGUGCAAAUGGGUUAUGACAAAGAGAGUGAAGCAAAGAGAUGAUCCAGAGAGAAUGGAGGAAAGCAGGUUAAAAGGGUUUGUUGAUCAAAACCUCUACUUCUUAAGUGGAAGCAGGUCAAGAGAGCCUUUAAGCAUCAACAUUGCCAUGUUCGAGCAGCCACUUCUCAAGGUGAGUCUUGCAGAUAUAGUGGAGGCAACCGAUCACUUCUGUAAGAAGAACAUUAUAGGAGACGGUGGUUUUGGGACAGUUUACAAAGCUUGUUUACCCGGUGGGAAAACAGUAGCGGUCAAGAAGCUAAGCGAAGCCAAAACUCAGGGAAACCGUGAAUUCAUGGCAGAAAUGGAGACUCUAGGGAAAGUGAAGCAUCCGAAUCUGGUGUCUUUGCUUGGGUAUUGCUCUUUCAGCGAAGAGAAACUUCUUGUGUAUGAGUACAUGGUAAAUGGGAGCUUGGACCACUGGUUAAGGAACCAAACUGGGAUACUAGAAGUACUAGACUGGUCCAAACGCCUCAAAAUCGCGGUUGGAGCGGCAAGAGGACUAGCAUUCCUGCAUCAUGGCUUCAUCCCACACAUCAUACACAGGGAUAUCAAAGCAAGCAACAUUCUGUUGGACAGUGACUUCGAGCCUAAGGUUGCAGAUUUUGGGUUAGCUAGACUGAUCAGCGCGUGUGAGACUCACGUGAGCACAGUAAUCGCGGGGACGUUUGGGUAUAUCCCACCUGAAUAUGGUCAGAGCGCACGAGCCACAACCAAGGGAGACGUGUACAGUUUCGGGGUGAUAUUGCUGGAGCUGGUCACAGGGAAAGAGCCGACGGGUCCAGACUUUAAAGAGAGUGAAGGAGGGAACUUGGUAGGUUGGGUGAUGCAGAAGAUAAACAAAGGGAAAGCUGUGGAUGUUCUAGAUCCGCUGGUUGUAUCGAUGACACUGAAGCACUCCAUGCUUCGUCUGCUUCAGAUCGCUGUGCUCUGUCUUGCUGAAACGCCAGCAAAUCGCCCGACCAUGCUUGAUGUGUUGAAGGCCCUCAAGGAAAUAUAAAGCGUUGUUGUCGUUGUUUCUUGUGUCAGUGUUUCUUGUUGUUCAAGUAACUGUAGUGCUAACCGAAAAGCGAAGUGCGUGUAGGGUUUGUAAUGAUAAUGUGUAACCUCCGAAUACCUCAGGAAACCAAACUUUUUCAAUUCGCAAGCCA